AAGAAAGAAAGAGAAUUUGAACGAACUGAGGUUUCUUUGAAUCGAAGGGAAGGGAAUAAGGGAUGGUGAGUCCUCAACAGGAAAGGCUAGCGAUAACUCUUGUUAGUUCCAGUAGUAAAGGUAGAUCUACUCUUGGGUCUAGGGUUUUAGAACCUUCAACUCCACUUACAAGAAAUGGCGGAACACCUCUUGCCGAUGAAGCGAUCUGGCAGCGCCUCCGUGAGGCUGGCUUCGAUGAAGACUCCAUCAAACGCAGGGAUAAGGCUGCUCUCAUUGCCUAUAUUGCUAAGCUUGAAACUGAGAUUUUUGACUAUCAGUACCAAAUGGGUCUUCUCAUAUUGGAAAGAAAGGAAUGGGUAUCUAAGUAUGAGGAAGUUAAAGCUGCAGCAGAUGCAGCUGAAAUUAAUUAUAAACGUGAACAAGCUGCUCGUUCAACUGCUUUAGCUGAAGCUAGGAUCCGAGAAGAGAGUUUAAAGAAGGCUUUGGGAGUCGAAAAAGAGUGUAUAGCAAAUAUUGAGAAGACCUUACAUGAGAUGCGUGCCGAAUCUGCUGAAACGAAAAUUGCAGUGGAGAGUAAGAUGGCUGAGGCACAAAGUAUGAUAGAGCAUGCUCAGAAAAAAUAUACCGAAGCAGAGAUGAAGGUGCAUGCUGCCGAGUCUUUGCAAGCAGAUGGUAGUCGGUAUCGCCGUGCUGCAGAAAGGAAACUGCAGGAAGUUGAAGCACGUGAAGAUGAACUUCGUAGACGUCUCACAUCUUUUUAUUCUGAUUGUGAUGCUAAAGAGAAGGAAAUCAGUCUGGAACGGCAAUCAUUAUGUGAAAGCCAGAGAGUCUUACAGCAAGGACGAGAUCAAUUACUUGAUGGCCAGGCCCUGCUGAACCAAAGGGAAGAAUACAUCUUUGGAAGGUCUCAAGAAUUGAAUCGUAUUGAAAAGGAGUUGGAGGCCUUAAAAGAAAAUAUUGAGAAUAAAAAUAGGACACUUAAUGAGGAAAAAUCCAAUUUGGACUCAAAAACAUCUGCCCUUUCGAAAAGAGAAGAGGCUGCCAUUGAAAGGGAAGCACUACUUAACAAAAAAGAGAAAGAGCUACUGAUUCUACACGAAAAGCUUGCAAUCAAGGAAUACGAUGGGAUUCAAAGACUCACAGCUAAAAAUGAAAUUGCCCUUGAAAAGAGGAAGUCUGACUUUGAAGCAGAGCUGGAAGUAAAGCGUAAUCAAAUGGAGGAUGAAAUUGAAUCCAAGAGACGGGCUUAUGAGUUGAGGGAGGUUGAUCUUAGUCAGAAGGAGGAACUAAUCCAAGAGAAGGAGCAUGACCUUGAGGGUCACUCAAGAGCAUUGGUAGAAAGAGAGCAGGAUUUAACAGAGAGGUCAAAAUUUCUUGAGCAGAAAGAAAAAAGUCUCAACGAAGCUGAAAAAGAGGCAGAAUUGGAGAAGAUACGUUUGGUGAAAGAAAGAGAAGAGAUUAACAAUAUGAGGUUAGACCUUCAAAAGUCAAUUGAUUCACUGGAAAACAGAGGGAAACAAGUUCAGCAAGCGCAAGAAAAAUUAGAGGCCAUGAAGAGUGAAAGGGCAGAGUUACUGAUCCUAGAGAUGAAACUUAAGGAAGAAAUUGAUUGUAUCAGGGCUCAGAAGCUUGAGCUGAUGACUGAAGCAGAUGAACUGAAAGCCGAGAAGGCAAAGUUUGAAACUGAGUGGGAGAUGAUCGAUGAAAAAAGGGAAGAACUGCGAAAAGAAGCAGAACGUAUUGCUGAAGAGCGAAAAGCAGUUUCCAAGUUGCUCAAAGAAGAACGUGACAGCCUGAAAUUGGAGAAAGGUGCACUUCAGGAUCAAUUUAAAAAUGAUGUGGAAUCCAUUUCUCGUGAGCAGCAAGCCUUCAUUAGUAAGAUGGAGCAUGAGCAUUCAGAGUGGUUUAGCAAGAUUCAGCAAGAGCGUGCUGAUUUUGUUCUUGACAUUGAGAUGCAGAAGAAGGAAUUAGAAUGUUGCAUUGACAAGAGAAGGGAGGAAAUAGAAAAUUAUUUAAGAGAGAAGGAGGAAGCCUUUGAGCAAGAAAAAGCUAGAGAGCUUCGUCAUCUCAGUUCACUGAAAGAAAGAGUCACAAAAGAAUUGGAAGACAUUGCUUCGGAGAUGAAAAGACUUGAUAAUGAAAAAAUAGAGAUCAACCUCGAUCGUGAGCGGAGUAAAAGGGAAUGGGCUGAUAUCGGAAAUGCCAUUGAAGAACUGCAGAUCCAAAGGGAAAAACUGAAGAAACAGAGGGAAUUAUUGCUUGCUGACAAGGAAGCAAAUCUUAUCCAGAUUGAGCAUCUUAAAAAGUUGGAGGAUGUGAAAAUUGCACCAGAAAUUGUGGUAUCAGAGAUGCAUGUAGGUGAUUUCAAGAAUAGCAGAAGAAGGUUUCCUGCCAAGAAAUGCUCAAAUACACCAACUACUUUACAUGUUACCGAGAAAAAAUCCCAUGUAUCAAAAGAGGUUAUUUGUGAUGCCUCUGAGCUGGGAUUGCUUUGUAAGCAAGAAGCGUAUAAUGCUUCACCUUCUAACUCUACCCCUCUGUCAUGGCUCAAACGAUGUACUGAAUUGAUAUUCAAACAUAAUCCUGAAACGUCUGCAGUUCAGCAUGGAGAACAGAUGCUUGUAUCUGAGUUCAAGGAUGCAAAUUUGAAGUUGCUGGAGAACGAGUAUUCUCAAACCACUAAGAAAAUAGUGUUGGCACAAUUGGAGAAUAUUGAGGACCUGAGAUCAAGAGAAAAUGAUAGCACAGAAAAAAAGUUGAACAGGACACAACCUGUGACUUCUGUUCUUGAAGAGCCCAAAGUAAUACUUGAAGUGCCUGCUGUUAGCAAGGAUGGAAGAGGCGCACAUAAUUUGGCAUCUGAAUAUGGAACAGAUGCAGCUGAAAAUUGUGAAACUUGUGUUGACUCCAUUUCUAAAGAGAGGCAUCCCCCUGGAAGAAAAAGACUUCUAAAUGCUUCCUCUUAUGACCAUGUUGAUGCAGAAUUAAAGCAAAUGCAGAAUAAUAAGAAACGGAGGCAAAAAAAAGGUGCUUCAGAGACCCCAAGUGCGACCUCAAUGCCACCACUCUGUCCAGAUGAAAAUAAUUACGUUGAACAUUCAGCAGAACAAGAGAAAGGGGUCUGUUCGCAGGAUCAAGUACCAGCAUUUAACCCAGAUAAUCUUUGGGUAGGGAAUGGUAUCCCAUCUUGUGGCUUGAAGACACAAAAGAUGGUAAAUGAAGAGACAUUGUUGGAGGAUGACGAAGAACUUACAAGGCGGCAUAAUCUGUCUCAAAGUGAAGUUGUGAGCAGUACUAUGGUUAAGGAUCAAGUCAAAUCAAAACAAGAAAAUGGAGGAAAAGUUGAUGAAAUGAAUGAAGAUUUGACCGGAAAACAUUAG
Molecule: messenger RNA, 3380 nt
Organism: Telopea speciosissima
Lineage: Eukaryota; Viridiplantae; Streptophyta; Magnoliopsida; Proteales; Proteaceae
Product: protein CROWDED NUCLEI 4-like
Exons: 8
Coding region: 63-3380 (1105 amino acids)
Biological process (GO): nucleus organization
Cellular component (GO): nucleus
Source: RefSeq, a predicted model, not a curated record